AUGGAGUUUGGCCUUGACCGUGUCGGUGUUCUAUACGUGUUUAACGUCUGUGGAACAAGUAGAAACAGAUUGUCAGUCACCAUUCUGGCAACAAUCGACGUCAUCUCUUCCAAGAUGGAUGUCAAAUGUCGAGAUUUAAACCCAGGGGACAAAGUGUACUUCUGCCCACAGAUCCUGACCCCGGUCUGUGGCAGCAACAUGCGGACUUACGACAACCAUUGCGACUACUGUGCCGAACGCUGGGAGAAACAGCAAAAUGGAGAAAAUUGGGAUGUUGUCUUGGACCACGAAGGACGAUGCGACUCCCCAGGGGUAUCAACAAUUCCAACUUUAUCAGAUAUCAUCAAGAAUCCAAGAGUUCCAACCGGGCAAAACUCACCCUUUCCCAAAGUAGAUCCUAACCCGAUCUACCAGAUCAGCCCCGUAGACCAAUCCUUCUCUCCUUUCAGUCAACAUAUCCAGCAAUCGCAAAACGGAUACAACUUUUUCAAAAACGUUUUAGAAAGGUACUUCCCCAAGAGAAAUAAUGGAAAUCAUUUUGGACAAUUUAACAAUAGGGGAAAUACAGGACAAUUCGUACCUUCAUGGAAAGCCAAUUUACAAAACAGUUGGCAAACUAACAGAGACCAAAACUCAGGAAGAUAUGAUUGGCAAAAUUACAGACAAAAUUCUGGUUUUGGAAACGGAUAUCAGGGUUCACCUUUCGAUCGAUUUUCAUCACAGUCUGGUAGUUCACAAACCACGAGUUCACAGUUCUGGAGAAGGACCAACUGUCAGUAUAGUUCAGGAUGUGCCAGGAAUGGUAUGGUUUGUGGUUCAGAUAAUAGAUCCUAUUAUAACGAGUGCCACUUGUGUUCUUCAACCAGUCAGGCAGGGCGAGAGGUCAAAUUUGUUAAACCCGGUCGAUGUUAA
This is a messenger RNA of Lottia gigantea (owl limpet), 912 nucleotides long. RefSeq lists its product as hypothetical. Gene Ontology annotation, molecular function: protein binding. Bases 1 to 912 code for a protein of 303 amino acids. The record is from RefSeq and is a predicted model, not a curated record. NCBI's taxonomy places the organism in Eukaryota, Metazoa, Mollusca, Gastropoda, Lottiidae. The transcript has 4 exons.